Alexandromys fortis (reed vole) is the source of this 4347-nucleotide messenger RNA. RefSeq names its product sarcolemma associated protein (gene Slmap). The record is from RefSeq and is a predicted model, not a curated record. The coding region runs from base 4 to 2532 and encodes 842 amino acids. Gene Ontology annotation, biological process: regulation of voltage-gated sodium channel activity; protein localization to plasma membrane; regulation of membrane depolarization during cardiac muscle cell action potential. Gene Ontology annotation, molecular function: protein binding. The transcript has 24 exons. NCBI's taxonomy places the organism in Eukaryota, Metazoa, Chordata, Mammalia, Rodentia, Cricetidae.
UCGAUGCCGUCAGCCUUGGCCAUCUUCACUUGCCGCCCGAACUCGCACCCGUUUCAGGAGCGUCAUGUCUACCUGGACGAGCCCAUCAAGAUUGGCCGCUCGGUGGCACGCUGUCGACCAGCGCAAAAUAACGCCACCUUUGAUUGCAAAGUGCUGUCCAGGAACCAUGCUCUCGUCUGGUUUGAUCACAAGACGAGCAAGUUUUAUCUUCAAGACACUAAGAGUAGUAAUGGUACUUUUAUAAAUAGCCAGAGAUUGAGUCGAGGCUCGGAGGAAAGUCCACCAUGUGAAAUUCUUUCUGGUGACAUUAUCCAGUUUGGGGUAGAUGUGACAGAGAAUACCCGCAAAGUUACCCAUGGGUGUAUUGUUUCCACAAUAAAACUUUUUCUACCAGAUGGUAUGGAAGCCCGGCUCCGCUCAGAUGUCAUCCAUGCUCCAUUACCAAGUCCUGUUGACAAAGUUGCUGCUAACACCCCAAGUAUGUACUCUCAGGAACUAUUCCAACUUUCUCAGUACCUACAGGAGGCCUUACAUCGGGAACAAAUGUUGGAACAGAAGUUAGCCACACUUCAGCGGCUAUUAGCCAUCACUCAAGAAGCUUCAGAUACCAGUUGGCAGGCUUUAAUAGAUGAAGAUAGACUCUUAUCACGGUUAGAAGUUAUGGGAAACCAAUUGCAGGCAUGCUCCAAAAAUCAAACCGAAGAUAGUUUACGGAAGGAACUCAUAGCACUGCAGGAGGAUAAACACAACUAUGAGACAACAGCCAAAGAGUCCCUGAGGCGGGUUCUUCAGGAGAAAAUCGAAGUGGUCAGAAAACUUUCAGAAGUUGAGAGAAGUCUGAGUAAUACUGAAGAUGAAUGUACCCACUUAAAAGAAAUGAAUGAACGGACUCAGGAAGAAUUAAGAGAGUUAGCCAAUAAAUAUAAUGGAGCGGUUAAUGAAAUUAAAGAUUUAUCUGAUAAAGUAAAGGUAGCAGAGGGAAAGCAGGAGGAAAUCCAACAGAAGGGACAAGCUGAGAAGAAAGAAUUACAGAAUAAAAUAGAUGAAAUGGAAGAAAAAGAACAGGAGCUCCAGGCAAAAAUAGAAGCUUUGCAAGCUGAUAAUGAUUUCACCAAUGAAAGGCUAACAGCUUUACAAGUACGGUUAGAACAUCUGCAGGAGAAAACUCUUAAAGAAUGCAGCAGCUUAGGGAUACAAGUUGAUGACUUCUUACCUAAAAUAAAUGGGAGCACAGAAAAAGAACACUUGCUUUCAGAGAGUGGCGGGGACUGCACUCUUAUUCACCAGUUCCUAGAGUGCCAGAAGAAGCUGAUUGUCCAGGGGCAUCUAACCAAAGUGGCAGAAGAAUCAAAGCUUUCAAAAGAAAACCAGACAAGAGCCAAGGAAUCUGAUUUAUCGGACACUCUGAGUCCAAGCAAGGAAAAAAGCAGUGACGACACUACAGACGCCCAGAUGGAUGAGCAAGACCUAAAUGAACCCCUUGCUAAAGUGUCUCUUUUAAAAGAUGACUUGCACGGUGCACAGUCAGAAACUGAGGCCAAACAGGAAAUUCAGCAUCUUCGAAAAGAAUUGCUCGAAGCCCAGGAGCUAGCUAGAGCAAGUAAACAAAAAUGCUUUGAACUUCAAGCUCUUUUGGAAGAAGAACGUAAAGCUUAUCGAAAUCAAGUUGAGGAAUCUGCUAAACAAAUACAGGUUCUCCAAGUCCAGCUACAGAGGUUGCAUGUGGAUAUGGAGAAUCUCCAAGAGGAAAAGGACACUGAAAUCUCCUGCACGAGAGAUAAAUUGCUUAAUGCCCAAGAUGAGAUUUUGCUCCUUCAUCAGGCAGCAGCAAAGGCUGCUUCUGAGCGGGACACUGACUUUGCUUCCUUACAAGAAGAGCUUAAGAAGGUGAGAGUGGAACUUGAGAGCUGGAGGAAAACAGCGUCAGAAUAUGAGCUAGAAAUCACCAGUUUACAGAACAGUUUCCAGCUUAGAUGUCAGCAGUGUGAAGACCAGCAGAGAGAGGAGGCAACAAGGUUGCAAGGUGAGCUAGAGAAGUUGAAAAAGGAAUGGAAUGUCCUGGAAACUGAAUGCCAUUCUCUAAAAAAGGAAAAUGUUUUGUUGUCAUCAGAACUGCAGCGGCAAGAAAAAGAAUUGCACAAUUCUCAGAAGCAGAGUCUGGAGCUCACGAGUGACCUCAGCAUCCUGCAGAUGACCAGGAAAGAGCUCGAGAACCAAGUGGGAUCCUUGAAAGAGCAACAUCUUCGUGACUCAGCUGACUUAAAAACUCUUCUCAGUAAGGCUGAAAACCAAGCAAAGGAUGUUCAGAAAGAGUAUGAAAAGACACAGACUGUCCUCUCAGAACUGAAGCUGAAGUUCGAAAUGACUGAGCAGGAAAAGCAAUCGAUCACAGAUGAACUCAAACAGUGUAAAGACAACCUGAAGCUGCUGCGAGAGAAAGGAAAUAAUCCCUCCAUAUUACAACCUGUCCCAGCCGUAUUCAUCGGCCUAUUCCUGGCUUUCCUGUUUUGGUGUUUCGGUCCGUUGUGGUAGAGAAAGAAACCCUGGCCCUGGAUGCCCAUGUUGGCGGCCCUGGUUGCGGUGACAGCCAUCGUGCUGUAUGUGCCAGGUCUGGCCAGAGCUUCUCCGUGACAGUGUCGAGCCUGUACAUCCUCCUCCUUCUAGAAGCUGGCAUCACACUCAUGCUGGGGACAAGCAGAACCAUUUUCUUCCUUUUUACCUCUUAAAACAGCAAAGUGCAAGAAUACAGCUAUCGGGUCAUUGCUUUAACUUAUAUGAAAAUAUAUCUGUCUAUAGAGAGGAUAUAAAGUUGUGAAUUUAUUCGGUUUUUCAUGUAAUUUUUAAAUUAGUAUGUUGAGAGUCUGAAUAUUAUGGUGGCCUAAAGUAGGUUUCUUAGUUCACCAAAUUAUUUAUACCAUAAAUUUAUAAAUAUUUUACUCUGAAUUCUGAUGGCCACAUAAUUCAUUUUUCUGAUUCAAUAACUACUCAAACCGAACAACCAAUACAUACAUGGGAAGAGAGGCCCUGUGUGCUCAGUGCCUAUCAGUUUGAAUAUAUAUACACACUCACAUAUAUAUAUAUUUUUUUUACAUAUGUACGCCAUUUUUACUUGUUAUAAAACCACUGAGCUAUUGGGAACAAGACUUAGACAAUUAUUUGUGUGGAUUUUUUUUUAAGGAAAAACACAUUGGGAAAAUACUCUGUUCUAAUGAUAACUUGAGGAAUACAUACAUGUUUGUUCAGCCUUAAUGUGACUUGAAGAUGUGAAGGACAUCAGCUUUGAAAACUUUCCAUGAGAGUUUGUAUUUUCUUGAGCAAACUGAAAUAUUUCUGGGAGCAAAAACACAAUUGCAUAAUUUCAGUGCAAUCAACCAAACUGUUGAGUAAAUUGGAGUGUAACUUACUAAACCUCAUGUAUUUAAGAAAUGUUUUCUUUAAACGCCAAGUUACCUUCUCAUAAACAGCAGUUUAGAAAGCAUGAUUUUUUUUCUGUCAUCUGUUCCUCCAUGCAUGUUUAAUUGAAGGAAGAAUUGUAUCUGUUUAGAUAAGCUUUUGUUGAUUUAAUUUGGUUAUGAUGUGGCGCUAAUUCACAUUCAAGGUGAACUGAUGUUACCUACCAAGAUUUUUUGCUUGGAUAUACAAAUGGUUAUUUCUUCUUAUUGUUAAUAGGGACAGCCUGUUAAUUAGUAGCACUAUUCCCAAGAUUGGUAGUGUUUCUUGCACAGUGACACACCUAAGCACUGCUUGACAUUAUACAUUUAAAACACAGAGGUUAAAGUUCAGCUAUGGUUUUGUGCAGCACCAUAGUGAUGUCAGUGUCCUAAAGCAUCACAUAGUUCAGUUUUCUUCAGUCAGACUGGGAGGGAAGGUUGGUGAAUUGGCUGGAAUGUUCUGUGAGAAUACCCAGAUCUAGCCAGAUACUGAGAUAUCUGGCUAGGAUAUAAUUUGCCUCAUGAUGUUUGGCGGUCGUUGUUUUUACUUUCAAAGUUGUAUUUAAAGCUCUUUGGGGUCAUUGCUGGGAGAAUCACUAGAUUUAUGGAGGAAUUAGCCACAAAUGACUUGUAGAAAAUACUGUCGUAUAGUUCAUGUUACCAUUCUCUGUUGCAGGAAGCCACUCCACCACAGAAUGCUCAUACGCCAGUGGUACCCAGUACCUCUUGUAUAUAGUUAUUGCAAAUACUGUUCUGAAAUGCAUAACUUCAAAAUUACCUUUUUUAAAGUAAAUAAUUGUUUGAAAUCUAUUUUGUAAAGAUAAAACGUACAAUAGAAUUUCUGGAGUACAGAUUAAACUAUUUGCACUAACACACGUGAUGUGCAUGAUUUAAUAAAAUAACUUUCAUCUCCCUA